This is a messenger RNA of Durusdinium trenchii, 852 nucleotides long. Lineage: Eukaryota; Dinophyceae; Suessiales; Symbiodiniaceae. The record is from the annotation of a GenBank genome assembly.
AUGGUGGGCAUGUGGCGUCGGAACGGUGAGGCUUUGGAGCAUGAGAGCGAGUUCUAUCGGAUGAACUAUUGGCAUCACCUGCUGAUUGACGCGGAUCUACUGGUCUUGCGUCUUUCGACUUUGAUGGUGAGGCCUGAAAGCUUCUUCCGCAUCACGAUGAAGCGGUUCGAGCUCCACCGGUGGCUGGAGAAGGGCGAUCCUUUGGCCAGGCUUUUAUCCGCCAAAGCGCGGGACGCGGAGCAAGAGAGCGAUCCCUUUGCGAUGCAAAAGCUUCAAAGCUAUGUGCUCUUUUUGUACCACAUGCUGAGUGGACACACGCCUUUGUCUUUGACCUGGCAGCAGCUCGUGACCCACACCACCAGGCAGUUUCUGGGCGUCGGGGCCAAGAGCCAUUCGCAGCUGUGGGAUCCUCGUUUGGAACGCUCCACCGCAACGGCCAUGGUCAACGACCAGCAGACGUUGGAAGCUGCAUUGAAGGAGAUCAGCGACUUCUCGGCGGCCGAUGGCACCGGCCACGGUUCCGCCAAGUACCAUUUGAACAGCUCGCAGUGGUUUGCUGUGGACCCCUACUUCCAUCUCCUCAGUUGGAGUGAGCAGCAAAAAGUGGAGGAGAACCUCGCCUCGGCAUUGAAGGCCAACGGCCAAGAUCUGGCUGACUGGGUGGAAGAGUCCGCGCGCCGGGUGCCGCCCGUGCGCGGUGUCUAUCGCGAGCCUUGGAUCCGCUGGUGCUCCUCAGGAACGGUGCAGGCCUUCUGUUGGCUCUUGCUGGUACGUUUGGCCUUCCAGCCUCAGAAGGACGUGGAGGCCUUCCUUCCCCCUGACGUCGAUAGCCCACGUCGAGAGCUACGGUGA